Messenger RNA from Oncorhynchus mykiss (rainbow trout), 3575 nucleotides. The record is from RefSeq and is a predicted model, not a curated record. Lineage: Eukaryota; Metazoa; Chordata; Actinopteri; Salmoniformes; Salmonidae.
UUGUAUGAACCAUUGAGGUGUGAUUGCAGCCAAUGUAACCCAAAUAGAGGACAUGAGGCACAAACGGGAGUUGAUAUUCCGCCUGAUACAUAACAGCUGCGCCUUUCACAUUAGUGAACACUUCAACGCUUGACGACACUGCGCAAACAUUUAAGGAGGAAUACAAUCAUCAUCAAAGCCGGCGUUAACUCUCAUUCAUCAGGGAGCUUUUUACUGGUGUUUCUUUACAUUUACCCGCGAUAUUCUAUGCAUGAUGUCCGUACAUGCACUGCGUAAAAGUGCAAGCUCCAGCUGCAGUAACAGUAACAUGGCACCAGCAUCACUUCCCCUUACAUCUUCAUUUCUGCCUGCAUCUCCGACGCAUUGAUGGAGGAUGACGAUUUGGAGUAGCUAGCGGGAUAAAUCAUUAACGUAAUUGAAAUGCCGGCAUUCUCGUGUGCCUUUCCUGGCUGUCGCAGGGAUCUCCUGGUAAUAGUUUUAGUUGUGUUCGUGGGCAUUGGAUUACCUAUUGAAGCCUCUGCCCCUGCAUAUCAAUCGCAUGGGACUGAAGGCUCACAUUUAACUAAUAUAACAAAUACUAAAAAGGCAUUUCCUGUACUUGCCGUAAAUUACGAACACGUACGAAAGCCUUUUGAGAUCGCGCUAUGGAUCCUCCUCGCCUUAUUGAUGAAACUUGGUUUCCAUCUGAUCCCGCGUCUGUCUGCCGUGGUCCCAGAGAGCUGCCUGCUGAUCGUGGUGGGGCUGCUAGUGGGGGGGCUCAUCAAGGUGAUUGGAGAAGAGCCCCCAGUACUGGACUCCCAGCUCUUCUUCCUGUGCCUCCUCCCUCCCAUCAUCCUUGAUGCUGGCUACUUUCUGCCGAUCCGGCCCUUCACAGAGAAUGUGGGCACCAUCUUGGUGUUUGCGGUGAUAGGUACCCUGUGGAACGCCUUCUUUAUGGGGGGCUUGCUGUACGCCUUGUGCCAGAUCGAGAGCGUCGGUCUGAGCGGAGUUGACCUGCUGGCCUGCCUGCUCUUCGGCUCCAUCGUGUCGGCCGUGGACCCCGUGGCCGUGCUGGCUGUGUUUGAGGAGAUCCAUAUCAACGAGUUGGUUCACAUCCUGGUGUUUGGGGAGUCCCUUCUCAAUGAUGCUGUCACAGUGGUUCUGUACAACCUGUUUGAGGAGUUCUCCAAAGUGGGGACGGUCACUGUAUUGGAUGUGUUCCUAGGCGUGGUGUGUUUCUUCGUGGUGUCCCUAGGAGGGGUCCUGGUGGGGGCCAUAUACGGCUUCUUGGCAGCCUUCACCUCUCGUUUCACCUCUCACACCCGCGUCAUCGAACCCCUUUUCGUCUUCCUAUACAGCUACAUGGCCUACCUUUCCUCCGAGAUGUUCCAUCUCUCUGGUAUCAUGGCUUUGAUAGCAUGUGGGGUUGUGAUGCGGCCCUAUGUGGAGGCCAACAUAUCCCACAAGUCCUACACCACCAUCAAGUACUUCCUGAAGAUGUGGAGCAGCGUGAGCGAGACACUCAUCUUCAUCUUCCUGGGCGUCUCCACGGUGGCAGGGCCGCAUGCCUGGAACUGGACCUUCGUCAUCACCACCGUCAUCCUCUGUCUGGUGUCACGAGUACUGGGUGUGAUUGGCCUUACAUUCAUCAUCAACAAAUUCCGUAUUGUCAAGUUGACCAAAAAGGACCAGUUCAUUGUGGCCUACGGUGGCCUGCGAGGGGCCAUAGCUUUCUCCCUGGGAUACCUGCUGUCAAAUAGUCACCAAAUGAGGAACUUGUUCCUGACAGCAAUCAUCACUGUCAUUUUCUUUACUGUGUUUGUGCAGGGUAUGACAAUCAGGCCCUUGGUUGAGCUACUUGCUGUGAAGAAGAAGAAGGAGAGCAAGCCUUCCAUCAACGAGGAGAUUCACACAGAGUUCCUGGACCAUCUCCUCACAGGAGUUGAGGGUGUCUGUGGCCAUUAUGGGCAUUAUCACUGGAAGGAGAAGCUUAACCGCUUCAACAAGACCUACGUGAAGAGGUGGCUUAUAGCGGGCGAAAACUUUAAGGAGCCUGAGUUGAUCGCCUUCUACCGCAAGAUGGAGCUGAAGCAGGCUAUUAUGAUGGUGGAGAGUGGCCAGCUGCCCUCAGUUCUGCCCUCCACCAUCUCCAUGCAGAACAUCCAGCCCAGAGCGAUUCCACGGGUCUCUAAGAAACGGGAGGAAGAGAUCAGAAGGAUCCUGAGGGCCAACCUGCAGAACAACAAGCAAAAAAUGCGCAGCAGAUCCUACAGCAGACACACGCUGUUUGACGCCGAUGAGGAAGACAACGUGAGCGAGGUGCGCCUACGGAAGACGAAGAUGGAGAUGGAGAGGAGGAUGAGCCACUACCUCACUGUUCCAGCCAACCGGGAGUCACCUAGGCCUGGAGUCAGGCGAGUCAGGUUUGAAUCAGACAACCAGGUUUUCAGUGCUGACAGUUUCCCUACUGUCCACUUUGAGCAGCCUUCCCCUCCCAGCACACCUGACGCUGUCAGCCUAGAGGAGGAGGAGGAGGAGGAGGUACCCAAGAGGCCUAGCCUGAAAGCAGACAUAGAAGGACCCAGGGGUAAUGCGUCAGACAACCACCAGGGCGAGCUGGACUACCAGAGACUAGCACGCUGUCUAAGCGACCCCGGUCCCAAUAAAGACAAGGAGGAUGACGAUCCCUUCAUGUCCUGUUAAAGAACAUCUUUUAAACUAUAGCGCUUCAAAUGAGGAGAAUAAUCGGAUUCCACUAUUUCAGAAGCUCCUUAAUUCUCCUCUGGCACUUACUUGUAUGAGAUGGAGAUUUUUCUAUGGCAACAUCUCAAAGUAUCUCAUGUAUCGAAGGACAUUUCUAAUUUAUCUCUGUGCCGUUGUUGUUGUAUUUCUCAUGUUUGGGUCCUUGUUCUUUGGUGUUUUUGAUGUAAUAUAAUGUGAAUAAUUUGCCAAAGGUUCACAUAACAAUUUUUCUUGAACCAUUUUUCAAUAUCAUGAAAUCAUGAGUCAAGAUUUGUUUUGUGUUUCAGAUAUUUUUUAAAUGUUUUUUUGUUAUGUAAAAUCACGGCUUCCUUUUAGAGAGAGAAAUGUAGGUGUUUGUCAGCACUUCUGUCUUAAUACGUUUUCACAUGAUAGUGCUUCUCAUUCACUUUAUUCGCAUGAAUAUUAAAUAUGUUUUCUCAGGGACUGCAUCACAGGGUAGCUGGCCAACUACCCUUAGCAGCCAGAAAACACACUCCUGGUAACUAUACAAAUGCAAUUUCCAGUAUGUCUUUUGACUGGAUAAAAGCCUUUUCAUUGGAAGCAAGUAGCAAAAUAGAUUGCAUAUCACUCAAAGUAAUCGCACUCAUGCCUUGUCUCCACUGUAUUUGGGUCUGAAGCUGUCAAAAUCCAUUUAGACUUGUGAUUGUUUAAAAAAAGGAAGUUGCCAAGUUGAAUAAUUUUUAUAAGAAAGACAAUGCAGGCCUAUUUGAAAUGGGUUGAAUUGUUAGCAGUUUGUACUGAGAGGUAAAACAAUCUUUACAGAUAAUAUGCAUCAGAAAUUAAGAUGACUUCAUGACUGAGUUUAACAAUAAAGUGCUCAUAAAAUACAAAUA